UCUCUCUCUCUCUCUGCACUUGAGUACCCGCCUAGGCCUAGCUUUAAAACCCAGUUUCAGUUUUUCUUUCUUUGGAAAAUUAUACAAGUAGUGAAGCGUUUUUAAUAGUUAUUUUGUGAUGAGGCUGUACGUUUACGUGUUGCAAGCCAAAGACUUGGGUGUGGAGGACAUUUACGUGAAACUCCAAGUCGGGAAGUUCAAGUCCAAGACAAGGACUUUGAGAAAUACUUUGAAUCCGAUUUGGAACGAGGAGUUUGUUUUCAGGGUUCAUGAUGUUGGUGAACAGGUUGUUGUUUCUGUUUUUCACCAUGAUGAUGAUUCUGGGUUCUUCAAUGCUUCCAAAGAUUUGGUUGGUCGGGUUAGGAUUCCGGUCUGGUUGAUUGCUGAUGAAGAUAAUCAAACCUUGCCUCCAACUUGGCUUUCUCUUGAAAAGCCUAAGACCGGAAGGUUUAUCAAUAAAGAUUGUGGAAAAAUUCUCCUCACCAUUUCUUUGCAUGGAAAAGGGCAUGAUAAUUCAGCCAGUCAUCUUCUUUAUGCACAGUCAGACAUUCACCAUGAGGACUACAAAGAAUUGGAAAGCACAUGCAAAUUAUCUCAUGACAUAUUUAGUUUCAAAGCUCCAUGCCUGAAAAUCACAGAAGGUAAACACUUAGUGAAGGCUAUUGCAGGCCGUCUUGAAAAGCUUUUCAAUAAGAAUGAGGAAACCUCAAGAACUGAUGAUUCAUCAUCAGAAUUAUCCACUGCACUAUCUGAUCAUGAGGAUUCAUUGGAGGGACUCCCCUCUAGUUGCAGCUUUGAAGAAGCAAUUAAGUUGAUGCAGUCAAAGCACAACCAACAUGAAAUGCCCGAAAACCUUGAAGGGGGCAUCCUUCUUGAUAGGAUGUAUGCAUUAUCCUCAUAUGAUUUAAAUAAGUUUCUUUUUGCACCUAAUUCACAGUUCAGGAAAGACCUGGCAGAACUGCAGGGAACAACGGAAGUCCAGGAGGGUCCUUGGACAUGGAAAUCAGGAUAUGAUUUUUGCUUAACACGAGUUGUUACAUACACAAAAGCUGCAACAAAGUUAGUAAAGGCUGUUAAAGCAACAGAAGAGCAGACCUAUAUCAAAGCAAAUGGACAAGAAUUUGCCAUCCUGAUAUCUGCAAGUACUCCUGAAGUUCCAUAUGGAAGUACAUUCAAGAUCGAGUUACUUUACAAGAUAAUGCCUGGACCGGAGCUAUCAGCAGGAGAAGAAUCUUCUCAUCUCAUAAUAUCAUGGAGAAUUAAUUUUCAGCAGAGCACAAUGAUGAGAAGCAUGAUUGAAGGAGGAGUUAAGCAGGGACUGAAGGAGAGUUUUGAUCAGUUUGCUAGCUUGCUAGCUCAGAAACUAAAGAUUCUGGAUUCCAUGGAAUUAUCAGACAGGGAUCAUAUGCUGUCAACUUUGCAAACAGAGCAGCAGUCAGAUUGGGAAUUGGCAACUGAAUACUUUUGGAAUUUCACUGUGGUUUUCACCAUUUUUAUGGUUUCAUUUUUCAUUGUGCAUCUUAUACUUUGUGAUUCUUCCAAAGUCCAAGGCUUAGAAAUUGAUGGACUUGAUUUGCCUGAUAGUUUUGGAGAGCUUAUCACAGGUGGAAUUUUAAUUAUACUUUUGCAGCGUGCUUACAACAUGGUUUCUCACUUCAUACAAGCUAGGUUGCAAAGAGGCAGUGAUCAUGGAGUCAAAGCCCAAGGUGAUGGAUGGGUUCUCACUGUCGCUCUAAUCGAGGGUGUUAAUUUGGCAUCCUUGGAUUCGACAGGCUUUUCAGACCCUUAUGUGGUUUUUACCAGCAAUGGUAAAACAAGAACAAGCUGUGUCAAGUUACAAACUCGUGAUCCUCAAUGGAAUGAGAUACUUGAGUUUGAUGCCAUGGAAGAACCCCCAUCAGUCCUGGAUAUUGAAGUUUUUGAUUUUGAUGGUCCUUUUGACCAGGCUACCUCCCUUGGGCAUGCUGAGAUCAAUUUUUUGAAACAUACAUCUACCGAACUGGCAGACUUGUGGGUCUCCCUGGAGGGAAAGCUUGCUCAGUCUUCUCAGUCAAAGUUACACUUAAGAAUAUUUUUGGAUAAUAACAAAGGAGUUGAAGCUAUUAAGGAAUAUUUAACAAAGAUGGAAAAGGAAGUAGGCAAGCAGUUGAAUCUACGGUCACCUCACAAGAAUUCAACAUUUCAGAAACUGUUUGGAUUGCCACCCGAAGAAUUUCUUAUCAGUGACUUUACAUGUUACCUGAAGAGAAAACUGCCUGUGCAGGGCCGCCUCUUUCUAUCUGCAAGAAUUGUGGGGUUUUAUGCCAAUUUGUUUGGACACAAAACCAAGUUUUUCUUCCUUUGGGAAGAUAUUGAAUACAUUCAAGUGCUUCCGCCAUCGCUGGCGUCUCUGGGUAGCCCUUCUCUAGUCAUAAUUCUGAGGAAGGAUCGAGGUCUUGAUGUAAGGCAUGGUGCAAAGUCUCAAGAUGAAGAAGGAAGACUAAGAUUUUAUUUUCAAUCUUUUGUGUCAUUCAAUGUGGCCAGCAGGACAAUAAUGGCCUUGUGGAGAACAAGAACUCUGACACUUGAUCAAAAAGCACAGAUUGCAGAAGAGCAGCAGGAUCAAGAGGAAAGACCCAUCACACUUGAAGAGGUUGGAUCCAUUCGGGAUGUUGAAAUUACAAAGAUGUCAAAGAUUUAUUCUGCUGAACUUCCUAUCAGUAUAACAUCACUAAUGGAAAUUUUUGAUGGAGGAAAUUUAGAGCAUAAAAUUAUGGAAAAAUCUGGUUGUAUUAAUUAUGUAACGACCAUUUGGGAACCUGUAAAGCCUGGUGUUUCUGAAAGACGCAUCUCUUACAAGUUCAAUCGCCAUGUUUCAAUCUUUGGAGGGGAAGUCACCUGCACACAACAAAAAUCUCCCAUUGCAAAUGAUGAAGGGUGGAUUCUGAAUGAGGUCAUGGUGCUCCACGACGUCCCAUUUGGUGACCACUUUCGUGUCCAUUUUAUGUACCAGAUCGAAAAGUCUGGCCUAGCUCACAAUGCUUGUAAGUGUGAUGCUUACAUUGGGAUCACCUGGCUAAAAAGCACCAAGUUCCAGCUGAGAAUAACUCGAAACAUAACGGAGAAAUUUAUUCAUCGAUUAAAGGAGAUAUUCGAACUGGUUGAAAGAGAGAUUCUGUUUGCAACUCAACAGGAGACAUAGCUGCAGCUUUUGACAGAUCUUUCCAUGCUUACAUUCGUCCUUCAGGAACCUGGAGCAACACUGUUACAGCUUAUGCAGAGAGUUUUCCUGGAAUCCCAUUCAAUAUCUUGUAUGACAUUCAAAAUGUUAAUGAUUUUUUAUUAUGCUAUAUGAAAUAUUCAGAAAGGGAAGAGAAACUUAGGCUUUAAGCCUUGUAUACCAACAUUAGUUGAAACAAACUGUGUUUCAGCUGAAAUUUCAUGUUCCUCCAUUAGAAGAAAAUUUUUUAAUUUUUUUUACAUAUUUUUCCAUAAUUUUACUGUAUUAUGGGCAAUAAUGCAUCACUCUAAUGUGAGGCAAUAAGGAAAGGUUUGGAUAAAUUCCACUUA
Molecule: messenger RNA, 3549 nt
Organism: Theobroma cacao (cacao)
Lineage: Eukaryota; Viridiplantae; Streptophyta; Magnoliopsida; Malvales; Malvaceae
Product: C2 calcium/lipid-binding and GRAM domain containing protein
Source: RefSeq, a predicted model, not a curated record